AUGGCCAACGUAGAUGCACAAGUCGCCGCCAUGACUGCUGCCCUACCUCAGGUUGGCGCUCAGUUCCUUGCACAACUCCAAGCACAGCAAACAGCGGCAGCAGCAGCUGCAGCGGCUCCUGCACCUCCUGCUCAUACUGCAGUGUACAACCUUCAUGAUUCUGGGCAACCAGUUGACCUAUCCUCACGCAGUGGCGCCGCCGCCGCAGACAAGGCGUCUGCUAAACUCCCAAUCGAAAUUACAGGAAAAGAAACAGAGAUUGUUCUCUGGAUACAGGCCCUUAAGUCCCACUGCAGCGAAACUUACAUGGAAGCUGCAGGACCCACUGGCAUUCUAGAUUUUGGAGGCAAGAACCUGCUAACGCACUAUCACUCCAUUUUGAUGACUGAUAUUCUUCAACUCUUUGGUUUGAAUGGCAGCAUGCCAACUCUUGGAAAAGGAGAUCGACCCACAUUGUUCAAAGCCAUCAUUGACACGACCGCACCAGCGUCCCUUCUUGUAUCCAUGCAAGCCCUUACAGACCUUGGCAUUCUUGAUCCGGCUGAUUUUGACUUUGACAUCAAAAGGAUCAAUGCCAAAGCAAGCCAACUGAUUGCUCUGGCCACCACUUCGGCUCGCUCCCUUUCUGACCCAGAAUGCAUCCAACUGCUGCUCACGAUCUACAGUCGAAUCAAACAGCCUCAUGCUUGGUUCUUGUGGGUACAACAGAAGAUCACUGACUUUGAAGAAGGCCAAAUGAAUGCUCCUGCUGGGGGCGCCAGCCUUUAUCCUGCUUUCAUGCAAAACGCAGCCAGAAAAGCAAAUCAACUGAACGUAGACAAGAGCCAAAGCCAUGCUUGGAAGUCCACUACUCUGACCGAAGAUGUGGUUGCUAUGACUGCAGACGCCAAGAAGUAUUUUGAUGCCAAGAACAACAAGAAGGAAGACAACAAGCCACCUGCCAAGAAGCCCGGUCGAAACCCCACUGCGCCAUCAAGCAAGUUGCUCCCUCCAUUCAUUAAGCACUUCAAGAAACCAGAGUCUGAAGGCAACGCUCCGUACAUUGUUGGUGAUACCAAAGAUUUCAAGGGGACCACAUGGCAUUUUUGCAACUGCCCAACUCAUCGAGACAAGAACAAAUGA
This is a messenger RNA of Cylindrotheca closterium, 1122 nucleotides long. Lineage: Eukaryota; Bacillariophyta; Bacillariophyceae; Bacillariales; Bacillariaceae. The record is from the annotation of a GenBank genome assembly.